Messenger RNA from Zerene cesonia (dogface butterfly), 1070 nucleotides. RefSeq lists its product as uncharacterized. The transcript is spliced from 9 exons. The record is from RefSeq and is a predicted model, not a curated record. Bases 63 to 1070 code for a protein of 335 amino acids. Lineage: Eukaryota; Metazoa; Arthropoda; Insecta; Lepidoptera; Pieridae.
AGCGGGAAUGAGGCUGUCAGGAGAGUAACGCUCUGGUUUGUGGUUCUCCACCACCAUAUCAGAUGUCAGUGACGUCAUCAGUGUCGGGCGCGGAGGGCGCAGAGGGCGCGGCGGCCGACAUCAUCGACCUGGAUCGCUACAUGCGCGCCGCGGUGCGGCCUUCCGCCGGACGCAGAGGCGAGCGUCUGGUGGUGGACGCGGGCGCGGCGGGCAGUAGCAGCGGUUCGGACGUGCCGCGCCUGCCGCCCGCCGCCGCAUACAAGCGCUUCUCGCACGACUCUGGUGUCUCCGACGGGAGCUAUGUCCGCCGCAAACAGAGGCCUAACAGACGCCCAGAGCUACGGCCUCGUGAAUCAAGUCGCCAUUCAUCAUCUUCCAUACGCGAAUUCAAAGCGGUCUGCGAGCGGGCGCUCCGCGAGCAACAGGAGCAGAUAUCGCGCGUGGCUCAGCUGUGUGAGCGUCUCGCUCAGCCGGAGCGGGAGCGGCCUGAGCGAGCGGGACACACCGAGCGGGGGCGGGACGGGCCACCGGAGCGCGACCGAGCCAGACGUCCGAGUCGCAGCGGGCGGUCCCGGGUGCGAAGCGAGUCAAGCGACGUCUCCAGCACCAGUCAGAGCUCGCACGACCAUCGGAGAAAGGAUAAGUUCAGUUCAGACUCAUGCAAAACAUACAAGAUCAUAAUGACAAAGCUGGACGAACUGGGUCGCGCGUUCGCGGCGCGCCGGCAGUUGUCACCCGCAAGCCCCAUAGCGCGCCGUCCACCCUCAUCUGCAUCCGUGUCGGUGUGCGACAAAUUCGUCGCAACGGAGCCCGACACUAAAGCUGGGAGGAGUUUAUCACCAACGAUACAAACGGUGUACACAAGCGCGGUAUCGGAGCGGCGGCGGCUGCAGACCGCGCGCGGCGCCGCGCUCGACAUCGCGCCCGCCAACCGUAACAACGUUGUUAUACACAGCAUAGUGAAAAGUGACUGCACUUCAGUGUGCUCGGCCAGAGAUCUCAACCAGUGCGGGUUCGACCUCAACGAUCCUGUGCAUGUAAGAGGCAAAAUCACUCUGUUUUUAGUUUAG